AUGCAUCUCAGUAACGAAGUGAGUGGUGCCGUCAGGACGUUUACGUAUUUUAUGGUAAGUGGAACUCAUUAUAUGUUGAAGGGUGUAGAUUACAUUUCGUUAUAUGGUGAGGAACCCAGUGCAAUUGAGCAAGCUUACGCCAUAUUCAUGAAUGUGUUGGAAAUAGAUGAACAAGGGAAAGUUAUCAACGUCAAACAUGCCGAGAAACGAGCAACAGACUACAUUAGGUCUUACUGUGAAUCGACCUUCGAGGUUGAUCCACCUUUCGAAGAUUGGGAAGUUCAGUUAUAUUGA
Molecule: messenger RNA, 294 nt
Organism: Kluyveromyces lactis
Lineage: Eukaryota; Fungi; Ascomycota; Saccharomycetes; Saccharomycetales; Saccharomycetaceae
Exons: 1
Coding region: 1-294 (97 amino acids)
Source: RefSeq, a predicted model, not a curated record